CCUAUGUAAAACAAGCAUCUGAUGCUGAUAACUCAAUUAAUAAAAUAUAUGACCAGUUAUUAUAUCACAAAAAAUUGUUAGCUUAUCCUAUGCCAGAUCUUUUAAUUGAAAAUCUUUUGUAUAAAUUUUCUUUAAUGGAUUCAAAUAAUUUUAUAUCCUCAUGCCCUAUUGGGGAAAGAGAAGCUAGAAUAUACUCUCCUAUUGUUUCUAAACGACAUUUUAACUUAGGUCAUGGAAUGGGUAGAUCUGGCGAUUUGAAUCAAAUUCAACCAAAAGCUACUGGUUCAAGUUCCUUGGCAAAGUUAACAAAUCUUUUGAUAAAAGAUGCAUUUAGAAUUGCAGGUUUGCAAAACGUAAAUUCAUGCAUAAUGUUGCCCGUUGCCACUGGCAUGACCCUUACUCUCUGUUUUCUGACGCUCAGAAAGAUUAGACCCCUGGCUAAAUUUAUCAUUUUUAUGAGGAUAGAUCAAAAAUCUUGCUUUAAAUCUAUCAUAACAGCAGGUUUUAUUCCUAUAAUAGUGCAAGGCCGAACUUACCCUGCUACCCACGUUGCCCCUGAUACUAUUCAAGGAAUAUCUGAAAAUUUCGGAGAUGCACAGAACAAUACUACCACUGCUAAUAAAAAUAAUUUUAACGACGAAAUAAGGCCAAGCGUGAGCGAAUUGGAAGAAAUUAUUGAAGAGCAAGUCAAAAUAGACCCCUCUUUGGCGCAUAUAGCAUGCGUGUUAUCUACUACCUCUUGUUUCGCGCCUAGAGGGGCGGAUGAUAUACUGGCAAUAGGGAUGAUUUGCAGCAAACAUUUGUUGCCACACGUUGUAAAUAAUGCCUACGGUCUCAACUCAUCCAAAAUCGUGGCCAAGAUUAAUCAGGUCAUCAACAAAGGGGCCCGAAUAGAUUGUAUGGUACAGAGCUGCGAUAAGAAUUUUAUGGUGCCAGUAGGAGGGGCUAUAGCUACUGAUUUUACGUUAAAACCCACGGAAAUAAUUUUACACUCUAAGUCCAGCGAAAGUUUCUGUUCUCAGUUGGCGAAAGAUUAUCCUGGUAGAGCUUCUCUAACUCCCUCAUUGGAUAUCUUUAUUACCCUACUCUCCUUGGGGAGUCAUAAAUAUUCCCAACUUUUCAAGGAACAAACCCAAAAUUAUUCGUAUCUGAAAGCAGAAAUGGAAAACUUGGCUAAAUAUUUCAACGAAAGAAUACUGGAAACUCCUAACAAUCCUAUAUCUAUAGCCAUGACUUUGAACAAUUUUAUUGGACCCGAAAAUAACGUUACUCAAAUAGGCGCUAUGAUGUUUCAAAGGAGAAUAACGGGAGCCAGGAUUGUCGUACCCGGUCAAGACAAAUCAAUAGAAGGAUACACUUUUCAAGGGUGGGGAUCUCAUAUAAAUGCGUAUUCCAAUUCAUACAUGACUGUGGCUUGUACUUUAAGCCUGACCAAACCCGUUAUAGAUGCAUUUGUGAAGAAAUUACAAAAAAUAUUGAUCGAAUAUUCAAAAACAUAUUUGGGAAAUGCAAAAAUGUUAUCAAAAAAAAUAUGA
This is a messenger RNA of Gordionus sp. m RMFG-2023, 1535 nucleotides long. RefSeq names its product O-phosphoseryl-tRNA(Sec) selenium transferase-like. Gene Ontology annotation, biological process: conversion of seryl-tRNAsec to selenocys-tRNAsec; selenocysteine incorporation. Gene Ontology annotation, molecular function: tRNA binding; O-phosphoseryl-tRNA(Sec) selenium transferase activity. The coding region runs from base 90 to 1535 and encodes 481 amino acids. Lineage: Eukaryota; Metazoa; Nematomorpha; Gordioida; Chordodea; Parachordodidae. The transcript has 10 exons. The record is from RefSeq and is a predicted model, not a curated record.